Schistosoma rodhaini is the source of this 1478-nucleotide messenger RNA. The record is from the annotation of a GenBank genome assembly. Lineage: Eukaryota; Metazoa; Platyhelminthes; Trematoda; Strigeidida; Schistosomatidae.
AAAACCUGGAAGCACUGGUCGACCAUUUCGUCCUAAUAUGGAGCUCCUCAGCAGAGCUCAUCCGCGACCCUGCACGUGUGAUUCGAACCCAAGACCUCCGAUUCCGCUCACAAACGCCUAACUUCUAGACCACUGAGUCAGCAUCCAAUCACUGUUCAGUGCUUCCAGGUUUUCAAUGGUAGCCUAACAUCGAUCGAUUCAUGAUCUAAAUCCUUUUAGUUAACGAACAAUAAUUUUUAAUAUGAUAUUAAAUUAUAUUACUGGAAAUGAUGGAAUGUAGUUUGUUUGAAAUCUCUAGAAUAGUGUUAACUAAUUAUGAUUAUCACCAUUAUCUACCAAUACUUGCGCUUUCAUCAAGAAACAUUACCCACCCUACAGUGUCAUGCAUAAACAUCAACUGUCUGUAACCAGUUUAAAUCUUAUUAUUGAGUAACAUAUUUGUUUAUAUUAGUUUUGAUCUUCAUAAUAUAAUGGAAAUCAAUUAUUUACAUACAAAACGAAUAUAGAAUGCAAAAAAACGAUCGGUUUAUAAAUUCUAUACAGUUAUGAGUGAUAUUAGUUAAAAGAAUAAUCCGGUAAUUAGUUAUUCAUUCAUUUAUACUUUUUCAAGGCCACACGUGAGCGGUUAUUCAAAAUAAAAAUGUUUCAAAUAAAUUUUAUAAUAAUCAUUGAAGUUAAAAUGACUGAAAAAAAAAAAUAUAUAUAUAAUAUUUUUUCAGAUAUGCUCAUAGCCGAUAGGACACAUCGUUUAUCAUUACAAAUUACAUCGUCUACUGGUAAAAAUGUGGACAAAUCAAUGAAUAAAUUGCAUACUAGUAUUAAUUUAACAUCUUGGCCACCGUCAAACAAUACAUCAUCGUCGUCAUCAAGUUCACGUUCAUCAUCUAGUAAUGGUGACAGUGAUAGUAAUAGCGGUAAUAGUAAUGACAGAGGGAGUGAUAGUAGUAGUAGUGGUAGUAGAAGAAGCAGCAGUCGUUCUAGUACAAAGUCAUUGUCCUCAGACCUUCCAGUAAUACAAUUAUCAUCUACCAUGUCAAAUCAAAAUUUGUCUGAAAAUACAAUAAAAUGUACAUUGGACGAUAGUGAAAACAAUGAUGGAGAUAUGGAAAUGAGAAUCCAAUGUGAUAACACUUCUAUUAAUAAAAAUAAUCAAACAUUAUGUUUUCUGAAUAGACCAAUACAGAAUAUUUUUCCCGCACGUUUAUUUAUCUGUGAUCCAGAAGAAUCUAUUUUUAAAGCUUUACGAUUAUUGUUAAGAUAUCGAUUACAUCAUUUGCCAAUUAUGGAUUCACCUUUUGAUGGAUGUGGUAAUAUAUUGUAUGUACUUACUCAACGUAAACUACUGAUGUAUAUGUUUGAAAAAUUGAAUAAAUUGCCUCAACCAAGAUUUUUACAAGUAAGUUAUCAUUUCUAAUACUAGUUUCUUUUUUUAAUUCUAAGAGUUUAAUUUCAAUAAUGAAGCAUAAUUUCUAGCCAAU